Messenger RNA from Fopius arisanus, 363 nucleotides. Its product is annotated as inverted formin-2-like. Bases 49 to 363 code for a protein of 104 amino acids. The transcript has 3 exons. NCBI's taxonomy places the organism in Eukaryota, Metazoa, Arthropoda, Insecta, Hymenoptera, Braconidae. The record is from RefSeq and is a predicted model, not a curated record.
CAUGAAAGUGUCAUGCGGACCGCUCAUCGCUCCCCCUAAAUUUAUGAGAUGACACCCACAAGAUCCCCGGUAACCGAAAUGGCAGAAAACAACGAAAGAAGUGGCCAAGAGGUUCCAAAUCCAUUGGAGAACUCACUGCACCCCACUGCACAAAGGCAACAUCCCUUGCCGCAUGCAGGGAUGAUUCGUCCAUGUCUUCCUCCUUUUCCUCCUUUUACUUCUCGUCUUUGUCUGGCUCCUUUUCCUCCUCGUCCUUUUCUAUCUCCUUUUCUUCCUUUUCCUCAUCAUCCUCCUCUUCCUUUUGCCCCACCGCCGCCUGACCAACAACAAUUACCCCCUGGGGAUGCUCCUCUCCCAGGAUGA